Cadophora gregata is the source of this 1584-nucleotide messenger RNA. RefSeq lists its product as uncharacterized. Gene Ontology annotation, biological process: carbohydrate metabolic process. Gene Ontology annotation, molecular function: hydrolase activity, hydrolyzing O-glycosyl compounds. Bases 1 to 1584 code for a protein of 527 amino acids. The record is from RefSeq and is a predicted model, not a curated record. NCBI's taxonomy places the organism in Eukaryota, Fungi, Ascomycota, Leotiomycetes, Helotiales, Ploettnerulaceae. The transcript is spliced from 3 exons.
AUGGGGAUUUCGCAAGAUCUCAUACAGGCUCCCAUGAAUCCCAUUAUCCCCGGGUUCCAUCCCGAUCCAUCUUGCGUUUGUGUUGAUGGGAUAUUCUACCUCGUCAAUUCAACAUUCCAAUGGUUUCCUCACAUCACCAUCCACGUUUCUCAAGAUUUGAUCAAUUGGAUCCCCUGCAAGGGCGCAAUCAAUGAGCCAGGUUACAUCUCCGUCAACGAGGCCAUCACUCGAGGUAAUCAGACUGAAGGUAUCCUCGCGCCAACAAUACGAUAUCACAAGGGUACAUUCUACGUAAUAUGCACCAACAUCCCCCUCACCGGCAAAGCUGAAACAUUCAUUGUCACUUCCAGCGAUCCCAUCCAAGGCAAAUGGAGCAAGCCUAUCCAGAUCGACUUCCACGGCAUCGACCCAAGUCUAUUUUUCGACCCGAACAACGACAAAGUCUACUUCCAAGGCACCAUGUUUCCCGAGAGACCUGCCGAUGGCGAACUACCUGAAGGCGUCCUACCACAAAUCGUGCAAAUGGAAAUCGAUGUCAAAACCGGCGAGUCCCUAUCUGGAAAGCCUAAACCCUUGGUCAAAGCACAUGGAGGAGGAUGGGCUGAAGGUCCACAUGUGUAUUUCAAAGAUGGAUGGUAUUACGGACUGCUUGCUGAAGAUGGGACGGAGAUCAAUCAUUGCGUGACGAUGUUUCGAAGUCGCAGUGUCUGGGGACCUUUCGAGAGCCAUCCUCAGAAUCCAAUUAUGACAGCGAGAGGUACGGACGAGUAUGUUCAAGGUGCCGGACACGCGGAUCUGUUCCAGGACGAGGCUGGGAAUUGGUGGGCUGUGAUGCUUGCGGUACGAUUAAAGGACGGGAGAUUCCCCCUUGGACGAGAGACUUUCCUCUGUCCUGUAGCUUGGCCAGAGAGAGAGUGGCCUAUCUUCAAUAACUCGAAGAAAUUGGGGAUGCAGAUUGAGCUUUGCCAACCAUUACCGCGUCCGAAAAAGGUGUCUGAGCUCUUCUCCAAACCUAUCGAGGAGACACUUACGUCUACAAAUCCUCGUUUGGUCUAUCUCCGUGAUCCAGACUUUUCGAGCUACAAUUGGCACGAUGGAAGCGUCUCGAUUGUAGGUAAGUCGGCGAACUUACACACAUCAAAAGGGACUUCAUCCCUGGUUGGCUUUCGCCAGAGAUCUCUCAGUGCACAGGUUUCGAUCGACGUCAAUUUCCAGCCCUCAAGCGAUAAUGAGGAAGCGGGAUUGUCGGUUUACGUCGACCAAUUGCGGCAUUUAGAUAUCUCAGUUCGUGGAAAGACCAUCGUAUUCUCUGUCUCUAGUCUGCAGCAACCCACAAAGUCCACUGAAGUGCCGCGGUCGGGGAAGAGUUCGCGGUUGAGUUUUCGGGUCAAAUGUACAGAAUCAUUGUAUUCUUUUGAUGUCAAAGAGGAUGGUGGUGGUGAGGAUUGGAGAGAGCUGGGCACUGCGGAUUCAAUGCUGAUUAGUGAGUGGGGUUUCACGGGACCGGUCUUUGCUUUGUUUGCAACGAGCAAUGGGGAAGGCGAGAGUAAGCCUGUGGUGUUUGAAAACUUGCUUAUUGUGUAA